AUGGCAUAAAUUAAAUCCUGUUUUACAAUUCUCAUCACUACUUUUAUAGAUUGGGACUUAAACUACCUUAUUAUUUGGAAUUAUUUAAAAAUAAUAUUAUGUUAAACAGAGUUUGUUUUAAAAGAAAAAACUACAAACAUAAUUUAACCUAAUUAAAAUUAUUCAAUAAAAAUAACCUUCAAAAAUUAUCUACUACUUUAAUUCUAGAAAUAUUAUAAUCAACGUUUAAGAAUAACCUACUAAACUAUAUUUCAUAUUUUUAAAGGAUGGAUCAUAUCUAAACAAAGAUCCUUCUUAACUGACUCUAUUUUAAAUAAGAUGGGUUAGAAAAAUAUGUGGCUUUUAGAAUUCAUUAUAUAUCUUUUCAUUAUUCUUAAACUCUAAUCACUAUUAUUUUAUAUAAUAAUAUACAAUUUAAGUUUCAAGAUUCUAUUGCUAAUAUAUUAUCUAUAUAAACUAAAUAACCAACCUCAGUUGUUGGAAAAACAUUUACUAGUGAUCUUGACUUUUCAGCUUAUAAAAUUACAAAAACAGAAAUCUAUAAGAUUAAUAAAGUUAAAUAUAUCUAAUACGAAUAUUAUAUAUAUAUUUAUUUAAGUUUUAUACCACUAUUUGGAGUAUCACAAUUGA
Molecule: messenger RNA, 630 nt
Organism: Paramecium sonneborni
Lineage: Eukaryota; Ciliophora; Oligohymenophorea; Peniculida; Parameciidae
Source: the annotation of a GenBank genome assembly